This is a messenger RNA of Lactuca sativa (garden lettuce), 3119 nucleotides long. The record is from RefSeq and is a predicted model, not a curated record. Lineage: Eukaryota; Viridiplantae; Streptophyta; Magnoliopsida; Asterales; Asteraceae.
UGAAGGAUUCAAAAUGUUGCUGAAAUAUUAAAAAGUGCAACAAUAAUUGUCAUCAUACACACAGCAACACCAAUACCAACACCACCACCGCCAAUGAUUUUGUUUUGAAGAAAAUGAUGAUCAGGAUGACGCCAUCGUUGUUGCCAUCUCGUGUGCUAUCGGAAUCUCCAUAGCCUAAUCCUUCACUCACUUCUGCCGACUUACUUGUGAGAAGCGAGACGCGUGUGAGACGAUUCAGAAAUGCUCCCGUUUGUUUGAGCUGCUUAGUUUCUCUGCAUCAGUGCAUCGUCAAGCCCUAGUUUCGUUUGAGACGGAAAAUGCAGUCCACAGGUUUGAUUAUCUUCUGAUUUAUGUAUUUCUCUGUUUUUUUCUAGCUGAAUGUUACCGGAAAUCUUCGAAUUGAGGAAUUUAGCGGUGGAAUAUUGUUUUUGUAGUUUAAGUAUAAUGUCUUUAAGUUCGAUUGAUGUUAUUAUCUGCAUAAGUUUGAUAAGAUUCCUUGAUUCUUCUGUUGUUUAUUUGCUUUGGAUCGCCUUUUGAGGUGUUCAGAAGUGCAGCUCGGUGAUUCUCCGCGGUUUUGUUGAGAGUUCUAUAACUACUUCUUGUACAUCUACCUUCGUUUAAAUUAGACGCCUUGUGUUAUUACAGAUGGCGUGAUGUUCAUAGGUUGGUCUUAAAAAGCACAGAUUGUCACAUCCUGUUAAGAUCUGUAUUUUUGUUAAAUUCGUGUUCUGAAGUUCAUUAAAUCAAGGAAGCAAAAGAGAUCUUUCAAAUGAAGGGGCACUGCAUCAGGUCCUUGAAGAUGUUGUUAAGCUGUAACAUCGAGAGCUUACAUGAUGAUUGUUUCGAGGGUUCAACGGAUGAAAACUACAUUUUUAGAGAUGUGUUCUUUGGUCAUGGAGAUGGUAGAGGAACUAAAAGCUGUCUUGUAACUGGAGCAAUCACUUUUGAAAAUGACGAAAGGAGCCCUAAAAACAUCUCAUUUCGUUCAGACAGUGACAAUUCAGUCAUGACAAGUCAGCUGGAUUCUAUACAGUGUAGCACCUCUGAAGAGUUUGCUUCAUUAACAAGAAAUGGCCCUGAUAUUGAAGUUAAAAGAAGAAAAGUGUCAUCUGAAGGACAUUCUGUUACUAAACCUGUUAAACCUUCUAAGCCAAGAUGGAAAGAUUCUUCAUUUAUUGAACUUGAUAAAGAUGAACUACUAUUUGUCACCCCUAAAGAUUCCACCAUGGAUCCUAAACCUCUUUUGCGCUAUUACACCUAUUCCUUACUUAAAUCAGCAGGUUGGUUAAUUGGGAGGAGAAACAGAAUCACACACUGUAAAGGGCGUGGAGAAUACGUCUUCAAAUCUCCAGAAGGAAGGCCAAUUCGGGAAUUUUACAGAGCUUGGAACAUGUGUGGACACGAGUUAGUUCAAGAUUCAAAAUAUGAUUGUGUACGUGAUGACAUAAAGUGGACAAAUUUCCCUCAAUUUCAAUCUGAUCUUUCCAAUGCAUUGACCAAAGUCAAAGAGUUGAUAAAUUCAAAAACAGUGACUGAUUUAGCUCAUUGUUGGUACUUACUUGAUCCCUUUGCAAAAAUGGUGUUUAUUGACAAGAGUUUGACUUGUCUAAAAGAAGGGAAAGAAGUCAAAGGAAAGAGAAGUUUGGUCAAUGUUUCGUAUUUGAAAAAACAGAAAGCAAAAAUGAAGAAAAAAGGGAAUUGUCAUAUAAAGGAUGACGACCUUUUACUCUCGGCUAUAUUCAGUAAUCGUUCCACUCCUACAAAAAAGAACUCCCGUGUUCCAAAAGUUGUGAGAAAGUACAAUACUACCCUUGGUGUAAGAACAGUAUUGUCUUGGUUGAUAAAUCUUGGAGUUAUUCAUAUCAAUGAAGUGAUCCAGUACAGGAACCCACAGGAUGAUACAGUGAUGAAGCAUGGUUUAGUAACACAAAAUGGUAUUUUGUGUAGGUGCUGUAAAAAAGUAUUUUGUGUUUCUGAAUUCAAGAAUCAUGUUGGUUUUAGCAUGGAUAACAACACCACAUGUUUGAAUCUUUUUAUGGAAUCUGGAAAGUCUUUCACUUUAUGCCAGCUGGAAGCUUGGUCAACCGAAUACAAACUUAGGAAAAACGCCACACGGGAUGUACAGGUGGCGGUUGACCAAAGUGAUGAUACUUGUGGACUUUGUGGUGAUGGAGGUGAGUUGAUAUGUUGUGAUAACUGCCCUUCAACUUUUCAUCAAACGUGCUUGUCUACACAGGAGCUACCUGAAGGCAAUUGGUAUUGUUCAACUUGCUGUUGUUGGAGUUGUGGGAAUGUAAUCAAUCAUAUUGAGUCUUCAGUCUUUAAAGCUCUGAAAUGUUUGCAGUGUGAACGUAAAUAUCAUUGGGAAUGCGUCCAAGGGAAUGAAAUCGAGGGAGAUUUGGUGGGUCCCACCUGGUUCUGUGGAGAAACCUGUAAAAUGAUACACUCAAGUCUUCAUUCCCUGAUUGGAUGUCGGAAUCCAAUUUCCGAUGGUUUCUCAUGGACCCUUUUAAGGUGCAUUCAUGGCGACCAAAAGGUUCAUUCCACUCCGACUUUUGUUGCUUUGAAAGCGGAAUGCAAUCUAAAACUAGCAGUUGCUCUUACAAUCAUGGAGGAAUGCUUUCUUCCUAUGGUGGACACAAGAACCGGAAUCUACAUGAUUCCCCAUGUAUUAUACAACUGGGGAUCGGAAUUUGUUCGUCUCAACUAUGAGGGAUUUUAUACAGUGGUCCUUGAGAAAGAUGACGUUUUACUCUGUGUCGCAUCCAUAAGGAUCCAUGGGACAACGGUUGCAGAGCUGCCCCUGAUUGCAACAUGCAAUAAAUAUAGGCGGCAAGGAAUGUGCAGGCGCCUCAUGAAUGCUAUUGAAGAGAUGCUGAAGUGGUUUAAAGUUGAGAAGCUAGUGGUGUCUGCAAUCCCUAGUUUAGUUGACACGUGGACAAAGGGAUUUGGUUUUUUAGGUUUGGAAGGUGAUGAGAAAAAAAGGCUGGAAAAAAGUAAUCUCAUGGUGUUCCCGGGAACUGUAUGGCUGGAGAAGCCCAUGUACCAGAAACCAGAAGGAAUUAAUUUCCAUUAGAACAUGAUUUUUGGUGUUAAUUAGAAUGAUUGAAAAUUUUGUA